Molecule: messenger RNA, 876 nt
Organism: Clupea harengus (Atlantic herring)
Lineage: Eukaryota; Metazoa; Chordata; Actinopteri; Clupeiformes; Clupeidae
Product: E3 ubiquitin/ISG15 ligase TRIM25-like
Exons: 1
Molecular function (GO): zinc ion binding; protein binding
Source: RefSeq, a predicted model, not a curated record
UAAAGCCACAACAGCGCUCUUCUUAGUGCUCCGCUCUGUCCUGGAUAGCUAUGCUGUAGUUACAGUGUUACAAAUAAAUAAUACUCCGGUUUUUCAUAAGUUCUGCCGUGUUCCCUUCCAGUUGACUGCUUAAUCAGUUUUAGAACUACACUAGUGUUCUAAUACACGACAUCAAUGACGAUGUUUGGACGAACACGCCCACCCAACCAGGAAGCACCGAUUUCAGGCGAAACGAAACUACGUGAAAACCUGUGAAGCGUUACACAGCACAAACGAAGAAUGGCAGAAGCGGCUCCAAAUAACUACGAACUUUUUACAUGUCCGAUUUGUUUGGAUCUUCUUAGGGAUCCAGUGACUACUAAUUGUGGACACACUUACUGUAAAGGCUGCAUUACGAGCUGCUGGGAUCGGGAAGAUCAGAAGGGAGUCUACAGCUGCCCCCAGUGCAGACAGACGUUCACCCCAAGACCCGUUUUAAACAAAAAUAAUAUUGUUGCUGAACUUGUGGAACAGAUCAAGAAGACCAGAAUCCAAGCUGCUGCUCCUGUUGCAUGUACUGCUGGACCUGGAGAUGUGGAGUGUGACGUCUGCACUGGGACAAAACUCAAAGCUGUGAAGUCCUGUCUGGAUUGUCUGUUGUCUUACUGCAAAACUCACUUCAAAGCUCACAAUGAUGUCAACCCCGGAAGAAAACACUCAGUGAUUGAUGCCACAGGCCAGCUACAAGAGAGGAUCUGCUCCCAUCAUAAGAAGGUUUUUGAAAUAUUUUGUCGAACCGAUCAGAGUUGUAUCUGCUAUCUGUGCACGAUGGACAAACAUAAAGGCCAUGACACAGUCUCAGCUGCAGCAGAACGGACAGACAAACAGGUCAGUACU